Molecule: messenger RNA, 1485 nt
Organism: Arvicanthis niloticus (Nile rat)
Lineage: Eukaryota; Metazoa; Chordata; Mammalia; Rodentia; Muridae
Gene: Rnf32
Product: ring finger protein 32
Molecular function (GO): protein binding
Source: RefSeq, a predicted model, not a curated record
CCAGUUCUGAGUAGGUGCGGCUGAGAUCCGGAAAGGCGGGUGUGAGUUUGACCCGCAGUGCUGUCCGACGGAUAAAGAAGCUCUGGUGCAGAGGCAGAAGAAUGGACGUUACUGUGGUGUGAUGCUAGAGAUUGUUGAAGCCACACCACGGUGUUUCUGUUUCCUGAUACAACAUGUUAAAGAAUAAGGAUCAUUCAUCUAAAAAAGGUAACUUAGCAGUCACUGCAGUUGCCUUACAGGACCACAUAUUACAUGAUCUCCAGCUUGGACAUCUCUCUGUAGCAGAUCCUUGUAAGAUAAAAACGAAAAAGAAAGAGAACAAGUCAAAAUCUCUCAAAAGAGAUGUAACAGCCGUAAUAGAUACUGGGCUUAGAAGAACUACAGAGGGGCCUAAAGUGGAAGAUCCAGAAAAGGAGUAUGUUCUAGACCCCACACCACCACCGUUAACGUUAGCCCAGAAACUAGGCCUCUUGGCACCUCCCCCCUUGCCACUGUCAUCAGAUGAAUGGGAGAGAGUGAAGCAGAGAUCUCUUCUACAAGGGGACUCCAUGCAGCCAUGCCCAAUAUGUAAGGAAGAAUUUGAGCUCCAUCCCCAGGUGCUGCUUUCCUGCUCCCACGUAUUCCAUAGGGCAUGCCUUCAGGCUUUUGAAAAGUUCACAAAUAAAAAAACCUGUCCCCUCUGUAGAAAGAAUCAAUAUCAAACCAGAGUGAUACAUGACGGGGCCCGCAUGUUCAGAGAAAAGUGUGCCACCAGAAUCCAAGCCUAUUGGCGAGGGUACAUCGUUAGAAAGUGGUACAGAGACCUGAGGAAAAUGGUCCCGCCUACAGAUGCCAAAUUAAGGAGACAGUUCUUUGAGGAAAAGUUCACAGAAAUCAGCCACCGAAUCCUGUGCUCAUACAACACCAACAUAGACGAACUCUUCUCAGAGAUUGACGUCUGCCUGGCGGUAAAUCGUAGUAUUCUUCAGCAGCUAGAUGAAAGAUGUGGCCAGGAGAUCACUGAGGAGGAGUGGGAGAAAAUCCAAGCGCAGGCUGCCCGCCAUGAGAUCUACGAAUGUUCCAUCUGCCUGACUCCACUCUCCUUCCAUGGCGAUGGCCGACAAGCAACCACAGGGACCAGCAGCCAGCGUCCUCGAGAGACCGUCCUCCUGUCCUGUGCACAUCUGUUUCACAAUGCCUGUCUCCUGGCCUUGGAGGAGUUUUCUUUAGGAGAUAAUGCUCCUUUCCAUGUCUGUCCUCUCUGUCGCUCCUGCUACCAAAAGAAAAUUGUUGAAUGCUGAAUUCAUGCCCAGGGAGUUAAAUCUAAGACUAGGACAAUGUAGAGUACUGCACUGCUGAGGGUUGUUUGUGAUGAGAUAGAGGAAGUACACAUAGCUAUCUAACUGUGGUCUUCAUUUCAUAAAAUACAGCUUGUGCAUUUGUUGAGUUUAGUCACUUAAAAUAAAUGAGAAAUGUGUUACUUAAAAUGUAGCACUUAUUCAAUGC